CGCCGCUUCAGAGAAACAGUUCAACCUAGACUAACUGUAAGCGCUCCAGUUCCCUUGCGCGAGUAUACAUAGCAGAACACCCAGCCGACUAGGCUGUAUGUAACCGGGAUUGUGAGGUGAUUUGACUGCAAAUACGAAAAGCGAGCACAUUGCAUCGACGAACAUGAGCACUACAGUGAUGGGGAAAAGCAUCUUUGCGAUCGGCGCCUUUUUGACCGCUUCUUUGUACAAUUUUGCAGCUUACAAGAAAGAAACUCCAUCGGAUGUACGGGUGCAUCUUGCGGUCCAAGAACGUACUGCCAGUGCUGAGGACGAUCGCAUAACCAUGUUGCCCGGCUUAGACUACGAUCCAGGGUUUGAACAAUUUUCGGGGUAUUUGGACGUAUCGGCAACGCGACACAUAUUUUACUGGUACAUGGAGAGCCAGUCUGAUCCUGCCAACGAUCCUGUCGUGCUCUGGACCAAUGGCGGACCGGGAUGUUCAGGUUUACUGGGCAUGGGUGCUGAGCACGGGCCAUUCUACAUUUCAAAAAGUGGGAGGCUUCACGACAAUCCAUACAGUUGGAAUAAGGUUGCCAACAUGAUCUAUUUUGAACAACCUGCUGGAGUAGGGUUUUCAUAUUGUGAUGCAGCGGAGGACUACAUCACUGGCGACGAGCAAGCAGCAGCAGACAACUACAACUUUAUUGUGGAGUUCUUGCAGCGCUACCCAGAACGCCAGACUAACGACUUCUACGUAUCGUCCGAGUCCUACGGGGGUCACUAUAUUCCCCAAAUGACUUUGGAAAUUCUUCGUCGUGAUAUUGACCAUUUCGUCAAUUUCAAAGGAUUCUUGCUUGGAAAUCCAUAUGUGGACCCUUUAUCGAACAUGGUAACUCAGUUUGAAGCUUACUAUAGCCACGGUCUCAUAGCCAAACCGCUCUUUGACGAUUGGAGUAAAAAAUGCAAGGAUUCUAACUACUGGAUGUCCAGAGAAUGUGACCAAAUCACCACAAACAUGUUCAAACAGUUUGGACACGGUAUCAAUCCGUAUGCCUUGGAUUAUCCGGUUUGUAAGAAAGAUGCUGCUGAGUAUUCCCAUCUGGAGCGACCAGUCAGCAAUCCUGCUUUUAAGCCUUGUUCACAAGAGUUUCUUGAAAACUAUUUGGAUCGAGAAGAGGUGCGGGAUGCCUUGCAUGUUGCACCGAGUGCUAAGCCCUGGGAUGUUUGUGGAGGCGUACGAUACUCGAAAUCUGACGUAGAUAUUCCGACGAUUGGGCUUUACCAAGAGCUUAUCGAUCAAGCCAAAGCCGGCAAGCACGAUCUCAAUAUGCUCAUUUAUUCCGGCGAUGAUGAUAGUAUCUGCUCGACCGCCGGGACUCAAUAUUGGCUCUGGGAUCUAGCCGAAGCAUCAUCAAUCUGGAAGGCAUGGCAAGCUCAAGAGCAAACCUCCGGAUUCGUCACAACUUUCGAUCUGGGAGACAAGACCAACGCUACCUUCACAUUUGUGACAGUGCACGGAGCUGGCCACGAAGUACCCUCCUACCGCCCUGUGGAAGCUCUGGAGAUGUUUCGACGGUUUCUAGCACAUGGGUUCUAG
Phaeodactylum tricornutum CCAP 1055/1 is the source of this 1579-nucleotide messenger RNA. RefSeq lists its product with no specific name. The transcript has 3 exons. Lineage: Eukaryota; Bacillariophyta; Bacillariophyceae; Surirellales; Neidiaceae. The record is from RefSeq and is a predicted model, not a curated record. Gene Ontology annotation, molecular function: serine-type carboxypeptidase activity. Bases 164 to 1579 code for a protein of 471 amino acids. Gene Ontology annotation, biological process: proteolysis.